This is a messenger RNA of Solea senegalensis (Senegalese sole), 2196 nucleotides long. RefSeq names its product desmin-like. The record is from RefSeq and is a predicted model, not a curated record. Gene Ontology annotation, cellular component: intermediate filament; Z disc; cell-cell junction. Gene Ontology annotation, biological process: skeletal muscle organ development. The transcript has 10 exons. Bases 109 to 1536 code for a protein of 475 amino acids. NCBI's taxonomy places the organism in Eukaryota, Metazoa, Chordata, Actinopteri, Pleuronectiformes, Soleidae.
ACAUUUCUUCACUUAAGUUUCCCUCCCAGUUGCCCAGUGGGACAGUUGGGUCUCAGCACCUCCAGCGGCUCCAUCAAAACCACAAGCCAUCCAAAUAAUCAACCAGCCAUGAGCAAGUCCUACUCCUCCUCAGCCCAGUCUGCCUCCUCAUACCGCCGCACCUUCGGCUCAGGCGUGGGUUCUUCUCCAAUGUCUUCCCUCUUCUCCAAUGUAGGAGGAGGCCGCUCCUCAAGCCAUAUGUCCUCCAGGGUGUAUGAGGUCAAGAGCGCUGGCCUUCCCUCUUUCUCCAGCUACAGAGUGUCGUCUGGUGCCGGGGGAGCCGGGUACGGCUCCUCUACGGCCAUGCGCACCUACUCCGGCGAGAAACUUGACUUCAACUUGGCCGAUGCCAUGAACCAGGACUUUCUCAACACAAGGACCAAUGAGAAGGCCGAGCUUCAGCACCUCAACGACCGCUUCGCCACCUACAUCGAGAAGGUGCGCUUCCUGGAGCAGCAGAAUGCAGCACUGACGGUGGAGAUUGAGAAGCUGAGGGGCCGUGAGGGGCCCGGCCGUGUGGCUGAGAUGUAUGAAGAGGAAAUGAGGGAACUGAGGAGGCAGAUUGAGGCCAUGUCCAACCAACGUGCCCGGGUGGAGGUGGAGAGAGAUAACCUGGCUGAUGACCUGCAGAAACUUAAGCUGAGACUGCAGGACGAGAUUCAUCAGAAGGAAGAGGCUGAGAACAACCUGUCUGCUUUCAGAGCCGAUGUUGACAAUGCCACUCUGGCCAGGCUGGACCUGGAGAGACGCAUUGAGAGUCUGCAAGAGGAGAUUGCCUUCCUGAAGAAGAUCCAUGAAGAGGAAAUCCGUGAGCUGCAGAGCCAGAUGCAGGACACUCAGAUCCAGGUCCAGAUGGACAUGUCCAAGCCCGACCUGACCGCUGCUCUGAGGGACAUCCGCGUGCAGUACGAGGGCAUCGCCGCCAAGAACAUUGCCGAGGCUGAAGACUGGUACAAGUCUAAGGUGACUGAUCUGAACCAGGCUGUGACUAAGAACAGCGAUGCACUGCGUCAGGCCAAGCAGGAGAGCAUGGAGUACAGACACCAGAUCCAGUCCUACACCUGUGAGAUUGACUCCCUGAAAGGCACCAAUGAGUCUCUGCUGCGCCAGAUGAGAGACAUGGAAGGCCGCAUGGGCCAAGAGGCCUCUGGUUUCCAGGAUACUAUCUCACGCCUGGAGGAGGAGAUCGCUAAGAUGAAGGAUGACAUGGCCCGCCACCUGAGAGAGUACCAGGACCUCCUCAAUGUGAAGAUGGCCCUUGAUAUUGAAAUUGCCACAUACCGCAAGCUGCUGGAGGGAGAGGAGAGCAGGAUCACUACCACUGGACCUGUCCAGACUGCUUAUUCCUCCAUUGGAUUCAGAGAGACCAGUCCUGAGUCCCAGCGUCAGCGCUCACCAGAGGUUCACUCCAAGAAAACUGUUCUCAUUAAAACCAUCGAGACCCGAGAUGGAGAGGUGGUCAGUGAGUCCACACAGCACCAGCAGGACAUCAUGUGAACAAACAGAGGCAACAUUAGAACCUAUAAAUAAGAAUAAAUGAAAAAAAAAAAAAAUCAAAAAUAGACAGCUAUUUACAUUUUCCUUUCUUUACUACGAUGAUUAUUAAGCCGAGCCCAUUUUUAGAUGAGGAACACUGACCAAUUUGAAAGGAAAACGUUGAAUUAUAUACGUGGAUACAUGUAUCUUGAUACAACGCCAUAAUGCACUGCAUUAAUGAUAAACGAAAUAGAUGCGCAACAGAGGUGCAAUGCACUGCAUUCCAGUCAAUUCUUUCCACCUCUCAAAAAAGAAACAUUUGUCUAUAAAUAUAAAUCAAAGGCGAGAGCAAAGUUUAAAGUCACAGCGAACACUGAAUUGUUUCCAAGGUGCGAGACAGAUCAGUGAAACACUACGAUGUGAAUUAAUUACAGAACGUUAAGCUAAUCUUUCUGAGCUAAGUGCACACGUAUAUGACCUGAGUACGAAGGGCUGAUCUGAGGGAAGUGCGACGUCGGUCUGAGGUUUGAUUAAAUGUCAGAAGCACAAAUGUCUGAUGGAAAAGGAACUUUUGAGCUGUGCUGUUGUUUUCACAGUAUUGUGUGUGUAAGGGUAAUCAUGUCAAUGUUGAUGCACUGGGACAAAAUCUCAAUAAAUAAAGACAUUUAUUGUGAGCGCUCA